AUGUUUCAUGACCUGCUGAAAGAGGCGCCGCGGGGGGCGGGCGCACGCUUUGUGCAUACGCUGUCGCCCAGCGCAGCGCCGCCAGCACUGCUAGAGAAUGCGGUGGGGGGCAUGCCCCGCAUCGCAUGCUGCGCAGAGGUUCAGGCGAUAGAGGAGCUCCAAGAUGGCACGCUGGCAGUUUCGUACUGCGGCACGCGGCGGAUGCAGUUGUUGCUGGUGCAGCAGGAGGAGCCAUACACGGUGGUGGCGGCCGAGUGGUACGACGAUGCCCAGGUGCCAGACCUGGACCCCACUGUGGAUGUGCUGGAGCGGGAAGCCACCAAGCUGCUGCAGCAGGCACGAACCGCGCGGAUUGAGAGCCUGUCUGCGGUGGUGUCCCCCGGCAGCGAGCUCCCCGAGGCUGUGCGGCAGUAUGCGCCGCCGGCGGUGCAGCGCAGGACCAGCUACCACGCACUGAAGGCGGCGGGGCACAUGGCAGCUGGACACAUCGAGAUGUGGCGCAGGCAUGGCAGCGUGUACAAGACAACCGACCGCAGCAGCGCCACCGCACCCGACCCUUAUGAGGCGAUCAGGGAGGCGCUGGGGAAGGCGCGACGCCAGGAGCUGUUCUCCUUUGCCGCCGCGCAGCUGCUGGUGAUGGGCACGCCAGAGCGUGCUGCCCUGCUGCUCAGCCAGGACUGUGGUGCUCGGCUCAAUUUCGUUCUGACUGCGCUGCGGCCAUACUUCUUGGAACUGCAAGCCAAGGCUAGCCUGAAACGGGGGCUGCAGUAG
Molecule: messenger RNA, 771 nt
Organism: Chlorella variabilis
Lineage: Eukaryota; Viridiplantae; Chlorophyta; Trebouxiophyceae; Chlorellales; Chlorellaceae
Exons: 5
Coding region: 1-771 (256 amino acids)
Source: RefSeq, a predicted model, not a curated record